Messenger RNA from Camponotus floridanus (Florida carpenter ant), 863 nucleotides. Its product is annotated as cell death-inducing p53-target protein 1. The record is from RefSeq and is a predicted model, not a curated record. Lineage: Eukaryota; Metazoa; Arthropoda; Insecta; Hymenoptera; Formicidae. The transcript is spliced from 4 exons. The coding region runs from base 208 to 591 and encodes 127 amino acids. Gene Ontology annotation, molecular function: zinc ion binding.
CGAAAUUGGAUACAUCUUGCAGUGCUUGCACAAUCUCUUAUGUGUCUGUACACUUGUGUGUGUUCCACGGUUCUCCUGUUGUUUAUGCAAAGCUGCGGGUGAUUCGACUUUUUAUAGUCCUACGUGUCAAGUGUCUACUCAAGGAUUAAAGAUAUCUGGGGAGCGUGAUAACUGAUCAAAUAAUCGAUUUGCUGUUGUUCCACAAAAAUGGAUAUGCAUAAAAACGGACCACCGCCACCUUAUGAACCACCUCCAUAUGCACCACCUGCUUAUUCCCAGAAUGUAGGUGGAGUUCCUCCAGCCAGUCCAUUUACGCCAGCACAAGCUUAUGCAAAUGGACCGACUAUAGUUACAACUAUAGUUCCGGUUGGGCCACACUCAACCCAUAUGAUAUGCCCACAGUGCCAUGCUGAAAUAGAUACAACAACAAGAACAGAACCUGGCACGAUUGCUUAUAUUUCAGGAAUCGUAAUAGCGUUUUUGGGAUGUUGGUUUGGUUGCUGCUUGAUUCCUUGUUGCAUCGAUGAAUGCAUGGAUGUUCAUCACACUUGUCCAAAUUGUAAAGCGUAUCUGGGACGUCAUAGGAGAUAAGCAAGUGGAUUGCAUUAGCAUUCACGAAUUGCAUUUGAAUAUUGGAAUAUCUUUACAAUAUUGACCACAAUUCCAACACAUAUGUUAAGCUUGAUAUUGAAUCUCUACAUUUUGGGAAUAAUUCUUUAAGUCAAGAAAGUACCAUACAGGAUGUAGCUUUAUACCAAUCAGCUAUAUCUUUAAAACGAAAAAUGUAUAAUAUUUAAGUAAUUAUAGAUAUUCUACAGUCUAGCACAUGCAGUUUAACAUUUAUAAAAUGAUCUUGUUGCAUA